CCUUCUUCCUCUGCUCCAAAAAUUACACAAAACAAAAAACAAAGCAUUUCAUUACUCUCAAAUUCUAGUUCCCGUUAAAACCUUCUUCAAUUUUGGUUCAAUUACCAAUCACACAAAUAAUGGCUUCCAUUAGGGGUGUUGCCGUUGUCACUUUCCUACUUGGCGUGUCCGUUAUUGUAUCAGAAAGCCGUGUGGCUAGAAAAGACUUGGGCCUCGACCUUGGCGGAAUGGGCCUUGGUGUUGGAACAGGAGUGGGCUUGGGCUUAGAUGGAAGUGGGUCGGGCUUUGGGUCUGGGCCUGGGUCCAGUUCUGCUUCCUCAUCACACUCCUCAAGCUCCAGCUCUGGCUCCGACGCUGGGUCUGAAGCCGGCUCAUACGCUGGCUCUUAUGCCGGGUCUCGGGCCGGAUCUGGUUCGGGCAGAAACAGAAACGGGGGAUCCGGUUCCGGUUCAGGGACGGGAAACGGUGGAGAAGGAUACGGAGAGGGGCAUGGAUACGGCGAGGGGCAUGGUUAUGGCAACGGUGGCGAAAACUGAGAUCGAACUUGUAUAUGAAAUUAAUUAAGGAUUAUCGUCAUCUUUUCCUUUUGCAAAUAGAUGAAUAAGCUAUAGAUGAUGAAUCCUUAAUUGUACUCCUGUUUUGUUCUUUUAGUCUAGUUUAUAUAUAUAUAUACACACAGAUAUGAAGUUCGAAUAAAAAUGUUCUUCGUAUUGAGUGUUAA
Cucumis melo (muskmelon) is the source of this 721-nucleotide messenger RNA. Its product is annotated as putative glycine-rich cell wall structural protein 1. Lineage: Eukaryota; Viridiplantae; Streptophyta; Magnoliopsida; Cucurbitales; Cucurbitaceae. The coding region runs from base 120 to 536 and encodes 138 amino acids. The transcript has a single exon. The record is from RefSeq and is a predicted model, not a curated record.